UCAGACUCAGCGGAGUCGCUGCAAACUUGGCAGGGGACGAAGCCCUCGCUGUUUACCGAGGCGCGUGUCACGCCGGCAUACAAAGUGGCCUCGCUCUGUAUUUUUAAUCCCGUCACGGACAUCCGAAAGCCGCUCGCGAGACCCGGCGGCACAGCGCUCGUGAACGAUUACUCUUUUCUUGCAUCCGCGUCUUACAGCAAAACUCAUUAUAGUUUUUAACAUCUGUAUGGUCUGAAACAAAGACGCGUCUCUGCGAACGGUAAAGAGAGAGAGAGAGAGAGAGAGAGAGAGAGAGAGAGGCUUCAUUAGUAACCAGAGUUCUGUGAGAUGCGUAAACUUUCCACGCUGUUGUCUGUCACCGAUGGUUCGGCUCGGAGACUCAUAUGAAGACCACAGACAUUAAUAAUUAUAAGGACAAUGGAUAACUUUUUCACAGAGGGCUGUCGUGUUUGGCUCUGGGUGGAGGAUCAUUAUGUCCCCAGCACCGUGGAUUCGUGCUCUGGUGGGGUGGUGGUCUUUAACACAGACUAUGGACAGGUGUACACCUAUAAACAGAAUGCAGUUAGCAGGCAGAGGGUGUAUCCCAUGCACAGCAGCAGUAUUUCCGGGGUGGAGGACAUGGCAACCCUGCAGGACCUGCACGAUGGGGCCAUUCUACACAACCUACAGCUUCGCUACAAACAGAAGAGGAUCUAUACAUACAUCGGUUCUAUUUUAGCAGCAGUAAACCCGUAUCAGUGCCUGUCUGAUUUGUACGAUGCCGCAGCCGUGAGGCAAUACAGCCGACAUCACCUGGGGGAAAUUCCACCCCACAUCUACGCCAUUGCUAAUGAGUGCUACAGGUCGCUGUGGAAGCGUUCGAACAACCAAUGUGUUCUCAUCAGUGGAGAAAGUGGAGCGGGUAAAACCGAGAGCACGAAGAUGAUCCUGCGGUUUCUGUCUGCAAUGAGUCAGCAGAGUGUGGAGCUCUCAACAAAAAAGACUGCGUCAUCUCAUGUGGAGCAGGCUAUUCUGGAGAGCAGUCCAAUCAUGGAGGCUUUUGGAAAUGCUAAAACAGUUCACAAUAACAAUUCGAGUCGCUUUGGGAAAUUCAUCCAGCUUCAUUUCGGCCAGCAAGGAAACAUUCAGGGAGGGAAGAUCACAGACUACCUUUUAGAAAAGAAUCGAGUUGUGCGUCAGAAUCCGGGUGAAAGAAAUUAUCACAUAUUCUACGCUCUGAUGGCCGGAACCAGCGCAGAGCAGAGGGAGGCGUUUUCUCUCUCACCUCCUGAGAAAUUUCAUUAUCUGGCUCAGUCAGGAUGUAUGAAGGACAAAGUCAUCAAUGACUCGGAGACAUUUCAGGAAGUUUUGGACGCUCUGAGGACAAUGCAGUUUGGGGAAGAAAACAUCAAGGAGGUGUUGAAGCUCUUGUCAGGAAUUCUGCAUGUGGGGAACAUUGAGUUUUUAACUGCAGGUGGAGCUCAGGUGUGCUCGAAAACAGCUAUCAGUAAAGCUGCAGACCUCUUGGGGUUGGAUUGCGCACAAUUGGCUGAAGUUUUGACCCACAAAUCAAUGAUCCUCAGAGGAGAAGAGAUCAGCACACCUCUUACUGUAGAGCAGGCGGUGGACUCCAGGGAUUCUAUGGCGAUGGCUCUCUACUCUCAGUGCUUCACCUGGAUCAUUCGUAAAUUAAACAGUCGUAUCAAUGGUGGUGAAGACUUCCGAUCCAUCGGCAUCCUCGAUAUCUUCGGGUUUGAGAACUUUGAGGUGAACCGGUUUGAGCAGUUCAACAUUAAUUAUGCAAAUGAGAAACUGCAGGAGUAUUUCAAUAAGCACAUUUUCUCCUUGGAACAACUUGAGUAUAACAAAGAAGGACUGGUGUGGGAUGACGUCAACUGGAUGGACAAUGGAGAGUGCCUUGAUCUUAUAGAAAAGAAGUUGGGUCUUCUCGCGCUCAUGAAUGAGGAGAGUCAUUUUCCUAAAGGCACAGAUGAAACGCUGCUGGAAAAACUCCAUAGUCAACAUUCUAGGAAUCAGUUUUAUACUAAACCUCGUGUUGCAGUUCAUCAGUUUGGAAUCAAGCAUUAUGCUGGAGAGGUUGUGUAUGAUGUCAGGGGAAUCCUGGAGAAGAACAGAGACACAUUCAGAGAUGAUGUUCUUAACUUACUCAGGGAAAGCAGGUUGGAUUUUGUGUAUGAUCUCUUUGAGAGAGUCAACACAUGGACUGGGCAGGACACAGGAAAAUGUGGAUCAAAGUAUCGCAGACCCACUGUGAGCUCCCAGUUUAAGAAUUCGUUGCACUCCCUGAUGUCCAACCUGAGUACCUCCAAUCCAUUCUUUGUGCGCUGCAUUAAACCCAACAACAAGAAGAUGCCUGAUCUGUUUGAACAGUCUGUGGUCAUCAACCAGCUGAGAUAUUCUGGGAUGUUGGAGACAGUUAAGAUCAGACGUUCUGGGUUCCCGAUCCGUCGAACAUUCAAGGACUUCUGCUCCAGGUAUUAUGUGUUGAUGAGGGGCAUGGCUUUGUCAGAUGACCUCAGGGGGCGGUGCCAGCUUUUGCUGCAGCUCUAUGACAACAACGGUGGCGAAUGGCAACUGGGAAAAACCAAAGUGUUUUUGAGAGAAGGUUUGGAGCUGCGGUUUGAGAAAGACAGGGAAAAGGAAGUGCUCAAAGCGGCUUCCAUUAUCCAAGCUCAUAUACUGGGCUACAGAGCACGGAGGCAGUACAAGUGUCUACUGCAGUGCAUUGUGGUCAUUCAGAAAAACUACCGUGCACUGUAUUGGCGCCGGCGCUUCCAGAUGAUGCGCUGGGCCACCAUCACCUUACAGAAGAGGCUCCGAGGUCAAAGGGCACGGCGACUUUACGCUCACCUGCUAGAGGAGAAGAGGAGGCGAGAGGAAGAAGAACAGAAGAGACGAAAAGCAGAACUGGAGGACUUAGAGAGAGAGAGACGGCAAUUGGAGUUGGAACUCCAAGCAUAUGCGGCGGAGGAGGCACGAAGGUUGGAAGAGGAGAUUCGGAAAAACAGUUUCCCUCCUUUGCCAAUCCCAGCAGAGGACACCCUACCUGCCACCUCCCCCCUCGAGUGUGGCCCUGUGGCAGAGCGCUCCCUGGUGGAGGAGGUGCUUGAUGCUGUGUUUGAAUGCGAGGUGAACCAGGCGACCCAGGUGGAGGAGAUCUUACGUUUGGAGCGUGAAAUCGAAGGUCUCCGGCGUCAAAAAGAGGCUCAGGAGCAGAGCCUGACUGCGCAGUCGUUGCAGCGUCUGCAGUCGCUGCGUGAUCAAGAGCUGCGCAGACUUGAGGAAGAAGCCUGCAAGGCCGCGCAGCAGUUCCUUACCUCGCUCAACUUCGAUGAGAUUGACGAGUGCGUGCGCAACAUAGAGAGUUCGCUGGAGGGCUCGGCCGGCUCGCAAAGGGGGGGAGGCAGAGGUGAGGAAGAGGAGGAGGUGGAUGAAGGGCUGGGGGUGGAGGAAGAUGGUUUUAAAGACUCUCCUAACCCUAGCGAGCACGGCCACUCGGAUGGCCAACGCACAAGUGGAAUCCGCACCAGCGACGAUUCUUCCGAGGAGGAUCCUUACGCCAAUGACCGCAUGCCCCCACCUCCAGCUCCGCCCAUUAUAAUGCCAUCAAUGUUUUAUUCUCCGCCCUCUUGCAGCAGCUCCGCCUUUUCGCAAAUGCUGCAGGAAGAGGAGGCCGAGCUAAUCCCUCCUGAUGAAGACUCGGAUUACGAUGCGGAUGAUUAUGAUGAAGGGCUCAUCAUGAGACCGCCCAGCCUCCCGCCUAACAAUGAACACUGGUCACGCGAGCACCGCAGCUCCUUGGCGACGAGCACCAGUGUGAGUUCAGGAGCGUAUCGCUUUAGCUCAGAAGGGCAACAAUCUUCUUUUGAGGACAGUGAAGAUGAUUUUGAUCGGUUUGACACCGACGAUGAAUCUUACCGGCGUGAUUCUGUCUAUAGCUGCGUUACUCUCCCCUACUUCCACAGUUUCCUUUAUAUUAAAGGUGGCCUGUUAAACACUUGGAAGCGUCGCUGGUGUGUGUUGAAGGAUGAAACCUUUUUGUGGUUCCGGAGCCGACAGGAAGCUCUUAAACAGGGCUGGCUCCUGAAGAAGGGGGGGGGCUCCUCCACGCUCUCGCGUCGCAACUGGAGACGCCGCUGGUUCGUCCUGCGACAGAGCAAACUAAUUUACUAUGAGAACGACACAGAGGAGCGGAUGAAGGGCAUGCUGGACAUGCAUCAAGCCAAAGAGAUUAUUGAUGUAACAGGAAAGGAAAACGGGAUUGACAUUGUAAUGCCGGCGAGAACUUACCACCUCAUUGCAGACACAGCAGAGGAUGCCAGUCAUUGGUUUAGCGUGUUGACUCAGGUGCACACAUCUACAGAACAGGAAAUACGAGAGAUGCACGAUGAACAAGCGAAUCCUCAGAAUGCCAUAGGCACGUUAGACGUGGGAAUGAUUGAUUCUGUCUGUGCGUCUGAUAACCCAGAAAGGCCAAACUCAUUUGUGAUAAUCACAGCUCAUCGGGUGUUACAUAGCAUGGCUGAGUCAGCAGAGGAAAUGCAUCACUGGAUCACGUUGCUCCAGCGCACAAAAGGAGACACACGUGUCCAGGGUCAGGAGUUUAUUAUCAGGGGUUGGCUAUAUAAAGAGAUCCGCGGCAGCAGUCAUGGGAAUCUUAAACUGAAGAAGCGCUGGUUUGUGCUGACCAAUAAUUCUGUGGAUUAUUAUAAAAGCUCAGAGAGAAACGCCCUGAAAUUGGGCUCUCUGGUGCUUAAUAGCCUGUGUUCUGUGAUCAUCCCGGACGAGAGAGUCUUCAAAGAGACCGGCUACUGGAAUGUGAGCGUGUUUGGUCGCAAGCAUUCGUACAGGUUAUACUCUAAACUCCAGACGGAGGCGAGUCGAUGGGCCAGCGCUGUGCAGACAGCCAUCGACAGCAAACCACUCAUGGAUACACACACACAGCAACUUAUACUGGACAUCAAGGAGAACUGUUUGAAUUCAGAGGUGGUAGAGCAGAUCUAUAAGAGGAACCCAAUACUUCGAUACACACACCACCCUCUACACACAGCACUGUUGCCCUUACCAUAUGGAGAUAGCCAACACAGCUCCGAUAACGGGAGAAACUACGGCACACUGCAGGCCGAAGCCCUGAAGCUCUUCAAUGUUCUUCACCAGCUGGAAAACGAAAACAAUCCCAUACCUCACAUCCAGAAUCUCCUGCAGACGGUUCAUGACCUGCGGCCUCUCAGAGAUGAACUCUUCUGCCAGCUCAUCAAACAGACCACACACCCUCCGAAGCCUGCCACCCCAGCCCACAUCAGCGGCUGUCGAAUCAUAGCCUGCAUGUGCUGCACAUUUAGCCCCGCCUCCAGGAGCAUUCUCAAAUACCUGAAAUUUCACCUCAAGAGGACACGAGAACUGUACCCGGGCACAGAGAUGGAGCGCUAUGCUGUAUUUUCUCAAGAUGCUUUGAGGCGCGUGCGUGGCCGAGAGUAUGUUCCCUCACAGGAGGAGUUGAGGGCCAUUCUGAGCAGACAGGAAAUGACAUCAACAGUGUACUGCCAUGGCGGAGGAUCCUGCAAAAUUACUAUUAACUCACACACAACUGCAGGAGAGGUAGUGGAGAAGCUGCUGAAAGGUCUUUCCAUGGAGGACUGCAAGAAUAUGUUUGCUCUGUUUGAACAUAAUGACACAACAGAUAGAGCCAUAGAAAGCAGGACUGUGGUAGCCGACGUCCUCGCCAAGUUUGAAAAGUUGGCGAGUAAAGGGGAGGAAGGAGAGAGUUGGAAGUUUUAUUUUAAACUCUUUUGCUUCUCUGAACCUGAAAGCGUUCCUGCAGAUAGUGUGGAGUUUGCCUUCAUUUUUGAGCAGGCUCACGAAGCUGUAAUCAGAGGUCAAUAUCCUGCCCCAGAAGAGACGCUGCAGUUCCUGGCUGCUCUCCGCCUGCAGUAUCUAUUAGGAGACUACACUACCCAGAAUGCUUUGCCUGAGUUGGAGCAGGUGUUCCCUAUGGCCCGUCUGCGUGCUCGAGUACAGCAGUCCGCACGGACUUUCGCGUCAGGAAGCGGCAGCAUCGCAGCAUCCACUGACAAGAAAAGGGGUAGUUUCCUGGAAGGUACGCUGAGGCGGAGCUUCCGAGGGUCAUUGGGGCGACAGCGCCAAGGGGAGGGGCCCACUGCCAUAGAGGCGUGGCUACAAGAUGAAAAAGCAGGACUGAUAAGCUGUUUGGUGGAGAAAUGGCGUAAACUGCAGGGUAUGGAACAGGAACAAGCUAUGAAAAAAUACAUGAGCCUUAUUAAAGAAUGGCAGGGGUAUGGCUCCACCCUCUUUGAUGUAGAGUGUGUAGAUGCCACGUAUCCAGGAGAGCUGUGGUUAGGUGUGAGCCGUAAAGGGGUGUGUGUGUAUAAGCGUGGAGAGGCGUGGCCUCUGGAGGUGUUUCUUUACGAGGUUAUUUUGUCCUUUGGUGCGCCACAGCCCAACAUCUACAAGAUCAGUGUAGAAGGACGUGAGCUGCUUUUCAACACCAUCAUGGUGAUGGACAUCGCAAAACUCAUGAAGGCCUACAUCAGUCUAAUAGUGAAGAAACGUUUCAGCACUUGUCAAUCCAUCAGCAGCCACGGCAGCAACUGGUGAUCUCUGACCCCUAACCUUUAACCUCACCACUAUAUUUUAUACAUGUGCCUUUGAGGUUAUACAUCAUCAAACAGGACUGAUUGAAUAUAAAAUCACGGAAAAUGCGUGACCCUUCAACCCAGUGCGCAAAGAAUCACAUGUUAACCAAAGAUGACAUCAUGACGUUUUCAAAACAGACAGUAUCAUGGUCCUAUACAAACACAUUCAGUUGUGUUGGAAACUGUGCCAUGCAUAUAUUCUGUGCACUGAGCCCUGUAAUUUGCCUUAAUACUCCUGAUAUUUUGUAUUAACAUUUUAUACAAAAGUCCAAUCACAUUUCUUUGGAAUUCUGCGGGCAGAAACUCCAGUCAGUAAUAACCAGUGCCUAUAAAAAUACAUAAAAAUGUACAAUGAUAUGCAAACACACACAGAAGGUGCCCUAUAAGUCUGUUUUAUAUAUGUGACAGUGAAUAUGUGCAAUGUUUAUAUGUUAUAUAUUUCUGGAGCUGUAUAUUUUCUAAACCUCUCUGUGCAGGACUUUGAUAAUACUGUUGGAAUUAUCCCAAACUUCCUCUGCUGGUUUUGUACUUUAUGCCUAUAAAAAUCACUAAAACAACAAGUAUAUCUUU
Molecule: messenger RNA, 7223 nt
Organism: Triplophysa dalaica
Lineage: Eukaryota; Metazoa; Chordata; Actinopteri; Cypriniformes; Nemacheilidae
Gene: myo10
Product: myosin X
Exons: 41
Coding region: 418-6615 (2065 amino acids)
Biological process (GO): signal transduction
Cellular component (GO): myosin complex; cytoskeleton
Molecular function (GO): ATP binding; protein binding; cytoskeletal motor activity
Source: RefSeq, a predicted model, not a curated record